This is a messenger RNA of Scleropages formosus (Asian bonytongue), 2048 nucleotides long. RefSeq names its product glutamate decarboxylase 2-like. The transcript has 16 exons. Gene Ontology annotation, cellular component: cytoplasm. Gene Ontology annotation, molecular function: pyridoxal phosphate binding; glutamate decarboxylase activity. Bases 93 to 1820 code for a protein of 575 amino acids. The record is from RefSeq and is a predicted model, not a curated record. NCBI's taxonomy places the organism in Eukaryota, Metazoa, Chordata, Actinopteri, Osteoglossiformes, Osteoglossidae. Gene Ontology annotation, biological process: GABA biosynthetic process; GABA shunt.
AACGCGAGGGCGCGCUCAAGCAGCACGAAGGGCGCGCGCUUCUCCACCUCCGACGGCGGCUCGUGCUCCCGGUGCGCGAGAGACGGCACGCGAUGGCGUCUCGAGCCUCCCGGUUCCCCAGAGGGGAGGAUGGGGAAGGUGAGGGAACGGAGCGCAGCGGUGCAGCGAGAGCUUGGUACCAGGCUGCGCAGAGGUUCACCGGAGACAUCGGGUCCAAGCUGUAUGCUCUGCUCAGUACCGGGGAUGAAGAAGACAAGAUCUCUGCCCAAAGGAGGGGGAAGAGUGCAGGUGACCCGAGUGGAGGCUGUUCCACGGCUCACCUGGACUUCUCCUUCCUGUAUUCAACAGACUUACUGCCUAUGACGGAUGGCGACCUGGCCACCAUGACCUUUCUCCAGGAUGUGGUUGACAUCAUGCUGGGGUACAUUGUGAAGUCCUUCGAUCGCUCCACCAAGGUGAUUGACUUCCAGUAUCCAAACGAGCUUCUUCAGAUGAACAACUGGGAGCUGUCGGAUGAGCCGGAGACGUUGGAUGACGUCCUGGUCAACUGUCGAGCCACCUUGGAGUACGCAGUCAAGACAGCUCAUCCCAGAUAUUUCAACCAACUCUCCACUGGAUUGGAUAUGGUUGGUUUGGCUGCAGACUGGUUAACAUCCACUGCUAACACAAAUAUGUUCACGUACGAAGUGGCCCCCGUAUUUGUACUGCUGGAGUACGUCACACUGAAGAAAAUGAGGGAGAUUAUCGGCUGGCAGGAUGGCCACGGGGAUGGGAUAUUUUCCCCUGGUGGCGCCAUCUCAAACAUGUAUGCGAUGCUGUUGGCGCGAUUCAAAAUGUUCCCGGAGGUGAAGGAGAGAGGGAUGGCCUCUCUUCCCAGAUUGGCGGCUUUUACUUCUGAACACAGUCACUUCUCCAUCAAGAAGGGAGCAGCAGCCCUUGGGAUUGGCACAGAAAGUGUCAUCUGUGUCAAAGUGGAUGAGAGGGGGAAGAUGAUACCAUCAGAUCUGGAGAGGAGAAUCGUUGAUGCCAAGCAGAGGGGUCUGGUGCCGUUCUUCGUGAGCGCUACCGCCGGGACAACGGUGUACGGCGCCUUCGACCCCCUCAUCGCCAUCGCCGACAUCUGCAGGAAGCACGGUGUCUGGAUGCAUGUGGAUGGCGCGUGGGGUGGAAGCCUGCUCAUGUCCAGGAAACACAGAUGGAAGCUCAAUGGAGUCGAGAGGGCAAAUUCAAUGACCUGGAACCCCCAUAAAAUGAUGUCUGUUCCCCUGCAGUGCUCUGCGCUCUUGGUCAGAGAGGAGGGCCUGAUGCAGAAGUGCAACCAGAUGCAGGCGAGCUACCUGUUCCAGGAGGACAAGCAGUAUGAUGUGUCUUACGACACGGGUGACAAGGCCAUCCAGUGCGGCCGCCAUGUCGACAUCUUCAAACUGUGGCUCAUGUGGAGAGCCAAGGGAACCGUUGGGUUCGAGGCUCAAAUUGACAAGUGCCUGGAGCUCUCAGAGUACCUGUAUGACAAGAUAAAGGACCGGGAGGGCUAUGAGAUGGUCUUCAAUGGAAAGCCCCAACACACCAACGUGUGCUUCUGGUACCUGCCUCCCGCCAUCCGCUGCAUGGAGGAUGGAGAGGAGCGGAGGAGGCGGCUGCACAAGGUCGCCCCCAUAAUCAAAGCAAGGAUGAUGGAAUACGGUACAACCAUGGUGAGCUACCAGCCGCAAGGUAACAAGGUCAACUUCUUCCGCAUGGUAAUUUCAAACCCUGCGGCCACCUUCGAAGAUAUCAACUUCCUCAUCGAGGAGAUCGAGCGGCUCGGACAGGACCUGUAGACACCUGCAACAGACCACUGCGGAUGCUUCUGCUGAAAUGUCGUGAACGUGUCUGUCUGUGAUGUAUCUCUGGGUGCUGUGUUGGUGCUUUAAGAUCAUAUGAGUAUGUCUGGGUUGCAUCAUCUUGUUCUGAAUAUCAAGAUAAACCAUUUUCGGUGGCUUGACAAACCCUUGGCAUGCAUCGCAAGUGCAUGCGGGCUUUACAGACCCAACGAAAGAAACACUGUA